Molecule: messenger RNA, 2123 nt
Organism: Cercospora beticola
Lineage: Eukaryota; Fungi; Ascomycota; Dothideomycetes; Mycosphaerellales; Mycosphaerellaceae
Gene: ARG8
Product: acetylornithine transaminase
Biological process (GO): arginine metabolic process
Cellular component (GO): mitochondrial matrix
Molecular function (GO): identical protein binding; pyridoxal phosphate binding; transaminase activity
Source: RefSeq, a predicted model, not a curated record
AAUUCGCAGUCAUCACUCUGCACUCAUUGCAUUCACACUUCCGAUCUCGUCCCAGCCUGUUGGCAUUGCCCGUCCGAAGUAGUCGCGAUGGCAGCACGGGUCUGCAGCAAGCACGUCAGUGCACUGUUGCGUGCUCGAACGUCCACUGGAGUUCCGCGAAGAUGCUAUGCGUCGGCUGCUACAGCACCUUCCACUCUGCCAGCGGGGCAGAGGCAGGCCAUUGAGAGAGAGGCAUCGCUCCGCACACCAGAUCCAGCCGCCGAUUCUCAGACUGCCCGCCUCGUCGAAUCUCAUGCGCCAUUUAUGGUCCCCACAUAUGUCCGACCCCCUCCAGUCUUCCAUAAGGGCGAAGGAUGCUAUAUAUGGGACAUUGAGAACAGGCAGUACUUGGACUUCACUGCCGGUAUUGCUGUCAAUGCCUUGGGACACUGCGACCCGCAGGUGAGCAAGAUUCUGUAUGAGCAGUCUAAGACAUUGGUGCACAGCUCCAAUCUGUACUACAACCCAUGGACCGGAGCACUCAGUCAAUUGCUGGUUGAGAAGACACGAGAGGGUGGCGGCUUCGACGCUGCGCGAGUCUUUGUGUGCAACUCGGGAAGUGAAGCAAAUGAAGCCGCGAUCAAGUUUGCGAGGAAGUACGGAAAGAGCGUACAGCCAGAUGGCAGCAAGUAUGAGUUGGUGAGCUUCCAGGGCUCGUUCCAUGGGCGAACAAUGGGGUCAUUGUCUGCCACCCCCAACCCAAAAUACCAGAAGCCGUUCUCCCCAAUGAUUCCCGGCUUCAAGUACGGCACAUACAACGACAUUGCAGGCAUCAAUGACCUUGUGACGGAGAAGACUUGUGGCGUGAUCAUUGAACCUAUUCAAGGCGAGGGAGGUGUCAAUGUUGCUACACAAGAGUUCCUUCUGGCUCUGCGCAAACGCUGCACAGAGGUCGGCGCAGUUCUGAUCCAUGAUGAGAUCCAAUGUGGCCUGUCACGAACAGGUAAGCUUUGGGCCCACGCUGCACUACCGAAGGAGGCGCAUCCCGAUAUUGUCACCACCGCGAAGGCGCUUGGUAACGGCUUCCCCAUUGGCGCCACUCUGGUCACAGAAGAUGUUUCGAGCAAAAUUGUGACAGGAGACCAUGGCACAACAUACGGUGGAAACCCGCUCGGAUGUCGCCUAGCACACAACAUUGUCACACGACUCUCCGACCCGGAACUACAGAAAGAUGUUCUGAAGAGGGAGGCGCGAUUCCGACAGCACUUUGUGCGCAUUCACGAAGCUUUCCCGGAUGUCGUGCAGGAGGUCAGAGGCCGGGGUCUGAUCCUGGGUCUUCAACUGAGUGCUGACCCAACACCUGUGAUCACAGCUGCUCGGGAAAGAGGCCUGCUUGUGAUUACAUGUGGUACAAAUACCUUACGUUUCGUCCCUCCUUUAAUCAUCUCUGAUGCCGAGAUCGACGAGGGCAUGGAGAUUCUCGAGAGCGCCAUGAACGCCGUCUUCCGUGAACCAGGUCACAUUCCCGGCACUGAUGGUCAGCAAGAGAUGCGCGCAUCCAGGUGAGCAGGUCCUACUGGGAAUAUCGAAGAUAUAAUCCAAGCAUCUGCCAUGGCUGGGAUCGAUUCUUGACCGGCGCCGAGGUUACACAAGCACUUCGCCUCGAAGUCAGAUUUUCUGCAAGAUCGCACGUCACAAUCAGUCUGCGGAAAUCAGCCAGCUGCCUCAGACAUGUGGCCGCUCCUCAUGGACCUGAGCCGCAACUCAUAUUGGCGCCGCAAGUCACUACCUGGAGAAGCCUUCCGCGGCACACGCGAUCCUCAGAUCCGCCGUUGAUCCAUCAUCACAGCAUGCGGCAUAAGCAGAGUAUGCUCAUUGCGCGAUACCAAGCGCAUGAGCAUAUUCAUCAGCGCUAGGACCGGUAUGGAUGUCACACGCUCGGUGUUUUGUUAUGCGCCGGAAACGUCAUCAGGAAGAUGUCUGUCCUUUCCACGCAGUUCGAGUGCGAUGAGGGUCGUGGUGCCGCGUCGACUGUCAUCAUGGAAUCGAACGUGCUCAUUCGAGCGCGAGUUGAUUGUAACCAGCGGUCUGUAGUGUAUUGUAUAGAUUCUAGGCCUGGCACGAAUCGCCUGUGAAACACCCCG